GGCCGAAGUUCAAUGGAGGAGCCAGAUCAUAAUUCUCGAUUAAGUGGAUCCACAGCCUCGCCACGGGAGGAAUCAGACCUCUGUUUUUAUGUGCCUACCGAUGAACCACUAUCGACGGUAGAGACAGCCCAUCUGUUUCACGAACUCUCGGACCACAAUGAGACCAGCUCCACACAUGGAAAUACGCAUGUACUAGCUCAGGACUGCGGUUACAAUUCCUCGGCAUCGUCAACGGAACGAUCUUCUGGCGACUUUCUCGGCGGGGAUAUAGAUUAUGAAGAGCUGCAGGAUGUGAACUCGAGAGCAUCGAGCCGUUCCUCGAUUUCCUCCAUUCCUGCUUCAGUGCUUACCAAUCCCAUCAGCGGGGCCAAAUCAGCCGUCGUAGGUAGAUCGCAGCAUGAUAUGCUUUCGCGUUCGUGGGGCGACCAUAACGAUAACGAACGUGGGGAAAUGGAAGAACAGCUGAGAUUGACACCUACUGUUCGGAAGCACCACAGUGCCUUCCGAAAGUCUAGUUCAGUCAGAGCGAUGCAAAUGCACACUGAGGAUGAGGGUGACGGCGAGUACUUGACACCACCAAAACGCAGAGGAGGUCAUCGCAUAUCGGAUGGCUCAUCACAGCUGAAGCGAUCCCCGUACUACUCGCCGACCGGACUCGUGGCCAAGCAAAUAUCAAAAAAAGACUACCCUCUCGUACUACUACAUUGUAACUUGCUUCCACCAUCGCUGCCCAUUCCGGGAUUAGUGGACUAUCCGGACCAAAAGAUCUUGAGGGAAGUAUUGCCGCCAGAGUAUUGGAAGCGGUGGAAGUUACUGGAGGAAAAGAUUGGGUCAGUGGUGCUACGGGAACGAGGUGUGCUCAUUUCACAUCCCGAGGAUAUGUACGAUCUUCUUGAGGAGCGGUUAUUGGAAAGCUUGGAGUUACAACGCCCAAGGUUUGACCAUGGGCACUUUUUGGGUCAUGAAGAGGCCGAUACAGAUAGAGAUAGCCAGUCUAUGGCGGAGGAGAGUGCAACAGACGAUGAACAAGGCGAGCAGUGCCCAGACUGUGGAGGACGCGUGGUCCGACACAGUGAGGAAGGCCGAAAGUGGGAAAUCAGGGUGUUUGCAGCCAACGGACUGAUGAGAGCUGGAGCAUGGGCUGCAGCUUGGAGAGAAAUGGAAAAAGUAGAUGUGGAAGUCGGUCUCUGGCUUCCAUCUGAAGUGAGAAGAGAACUAGAGAAGAGAUUGUUCGAGGGCGAAAUGCCUCAUCCCGAUAACCGACUUCAGGCGUCACAGUUACAGGAGCUUGGAAAUGGCAGGCCCACACAAGUCCACCCCGCCCCAGCCCACUCGCCGACUCCUGCACUUGAAGCUGGCAGUCCCAAGCUUCUCACCGCUAGAAGGGCUGAGAGAUCCAGCUUGUCACCGGCUUCAGAACAGACUGUGCCUCAAGAGCAUCGGCAAUCUGGUAGGCCAUCCUACCCUCGAAGUUCAACAGCAGAGAUCGAACUUCAAACCCUUUUAGUGAACUACAUUCGGGUGUUAGCCAGUGAUCGCCGAAAUGUUACAAUUGCGCUUCUCACUGUCUUGGUGGUUUUCUUUGCUCUCAACACCAGACCCACAGCGACUCCAGCGCAUCUGCAGCCGUUUCCUCCGGACAUGCUGGAGAUGGUUCCCCAGUCGACUAUGUCUCCUCUACACCACUCAUCGGCGAUAUGGGAGAAUCCUACAGGGAGCAUAAAAGAAGACGUGGCGACUUCGGAAGUACGAGCUGCAGCUGUUUCAUCUGCGCACCAGUAUCUAUCCCCAACUCCUAGUCAACCGAUGAGCCCUGACAGUACCAAUCUCCAACACAGUGACGCUUUCGAGGUGGGUCUUGCCAAGCCAGAAAAAUCAUCGUCUGAGGCUGAGGCCCACUCCGAAGAAAUCACAGCUGUAGCCUCCCGGAGUGUUGCUGAAAAGCGUUCCUCCUCGACGUGGCCGUUGAGCCCGUCCGUUCACCCAGUCCUAUUUGAGGCACAGACAGACCAUACUGAGUUGACCGAAAAAGCGGACCCCAUGGCUGAAGUCCUCAAGAGCGGUGGUGAAGAAUCGACGGUUAUUUUGGUGAUAUGA
This is a messenger RNA of Aspergillus caelatus, 2097 nucleotides long. RefSeq lists its product as uncharacterized. Lineage: Eukaryota; Fungi; Ascomycota; Eurotiomycetes; Eurotiales; Aspergillaceae. The record is from RefSeq and is a predicted model, not a curated record. Bases 13 to 2097 code for a protein of 694 amino acids. The transcript has a single exon.